Messenger RNA from Solea solea (common sole), 8214 nucleotides. Its product is annotated as zinc finger MIZ domain-containing protein 2-like. The record is from RefSeq and is a predicted model, not a curated record. Gene Ontology annotation, molecular function: zinc ion binding; SUMO ligase activity. Lineage: Eukaryota; Metazoa; Chordata; Actinopteri; Pleuronectiformes; Soleidae. Gene Ontology annotation, biological process: protein sumoylation; regulation of transcription by RNA polymerase II. Bases 988 to 3660 code for a protein of 890 amino acids. The transcript is spliced from 20 exons.
UGCGCGCGCGCGCGCUACAGGUGCAUGAUUGAAGCGUGAUGCACGGAUCAUACGUGUUUAUCGUUUUCAGGCGAUGACGUCAUGUCUGUCAGACACGCAGCCGCCGGGCUCACAGAAGGAGGAGCGCCUUUGUCAGAAGGAGACAUCAUGAAUACAUUACGGCGGCUCGUUGUGCAAUGACGGAGGAGGUGCCAGGUUAUUACAGACCUGCAACAAUUAACCUGCUGCACGUUCGUGCUUCAUGUCAGAGUUAGCCGUACGUAGUGAUGUUUGUGAUACAUUUAAGUCCCUAAAAGUACGUACGGGCUGCACUCGCUGAUAUAACAUGUGAGAAGAACAUGUCAUGUUAAAAUGACAGCCCGGACUCGGCUCCACAAACAUCCAUAAACUCGUCUUCCCAUUAGCCAAACUGCGACACUAGCUUUAGCUGAUGUCGCCUCGCUAGCUCACCGAACCGUCUAGAAUCAGAACCGAGCGGCUUCUCGGCGUUUGGCAGCAGCUGUAGCACCGGGCUAAGGUAAGCGUGACAAGCAGCUUUUUAGUUCAGCUGUCUUCAGUUAGCGUUUUCCGUUCACGCCGCGACGAGCCGCGACGAGCCGCUACUCGGCUAAUGUCAUGUAACGCGAGCUAAUAUUGCUCAAAGUUAACGGGAGCUAGUAGCUGUGUGUGGCUAACGGUGCCAGCAGCAGCAGCGCGCGCGCGCGCACACACACACACACACACACACACACACACACAGAGAGCCCUGUUUCCAGUUACAGCUCCAGUGAGACAGUGAUAGAUAAUACAAACUUAGCGCUGUCAGUGCUACGACAGAUCCACACCAGAGCCUUUUUUUCUCUCUCAUUUUACUACUUUGUUUUUUUAUUCUCGCUUUUUAACCGGGGACUCGAACCUUUAUUGCAUUUCUGCGCUUAUCAACCAGCUGACUCAGGGGCUGCCACUUGAGGACAGUGGGGGCUCUCUGAUGAUCCCCCGGUACAUCCAAUGAACCCCCACAACUCCAUGAAACCCUUCCUACCUCCCACUCCACAGAGCAGUGACAGCCCCUUCCUAAAUGACCCAGUCUCCUGGCAACCAGGCACCAAUCAGCACGCAGGAUCUCUCUCUGUAGUAACCACAGUGUUGGGCGUCACCAAUCCCACACACAGCCAGGGCUUCGGUGCACCCAUGGGUCCAGGUGAGAGCUCUGGAAGUCACAUGAUGCCCGGUGGCAGCCCUGGAAUGGCCUCUGGCAUGGCCUCCCAGUUUAUGGGACAACAGUCCUAUGGAGAAGCUGUAUCUAAAGGCUACGGCCAUCCUGUCAUGUACGGACGUCCCAGCAAUGCUUACAACCCUUCCUCAGCCUAUGGUGGAAGUUACUCCAGUAACAGUGGGGGCGCUGGUCUGGGCGCUCGGCCUCCCUCAGACUUCACCCAGGCCGCCGCCGCUGCUGUUGCCGCUGCCGCCGCCACGGCAACUGCCACUGCCACGGCAACUGUCGCAGCAAUACAGGAGAAACAGAACCAGGAGUUGAGCUACGCACAGAUGGGUGGAGCACCCACGUACAGCACCCAGUUCCUGUCACAUUCAGGCCCCCGUGGCCCUGUAGGGAUGAACCCCAGUGGGAUGGUGCCUUCCAGGCCGGGACCUCCGCCCUCCGCAGUGGGCAUGUAUCCCUCUCACCCCUCACAGGCUCAGAAGAUGGCCCAGCACGGAGGCUAUCUCAGCGGACAGCAGGGGCUCAAACGGCAUUUCCACUCAGAGGGUUUUCCAGUACAGCACUAUGGUUCCGGUGGGAUGUCGGGUUACCCUAACCAGCCUCUGCAGUACCCUACUGGCCCUCAGCAGAGAUGUGCCCCCUCUCCCUCUUACCCCUCCAGCCGGAUGCCGUUAAUGGGACAGUACACAUCUGGAUCACACAACCCCGCACAGUUCCCCCCCGGAGCAGGCCAGCCCAACCCUCCACAGUAUUACAAAUCAGAGCCUUUCAAUGGUCAGGGCAGCCUGCCAGCAGGAGGAGCAGGGGGAUACAAUGCCUUCACACAGGCUGCAGUAAACGGGCCAGGUCGAGGUGGAGUAAUGCCAGGGUAUCCCACCUCACCCAUGGGAGGGAACCCCACCCCUCCAAUCACACCCGGCACCACCAUACCUCCUUACCUCUCCCCAGGCCAGGACACAAAACCUCCCUACCUUUCACCCGAAAUCAAACCCAACAUCAGCGCUCAGCAGCCCUCUUCAGGAAACCCUAGUGACAACCUGCGGCUGACUUUCCCAGUACGGGACGGUGUCGUGUUAGAGCCGUUCAGGCUGGAGCACAACCUGGCCGUCAGUAACCACGCCUUCCAACUCAGAGACUCUGUCUUCAAAACACUCAUGCUGAGACCAGACCUGGAACUGCAGUUUAAGUGUUACCACCACGAGGACAGGCAAAUGAACACGAACUGGCCGGCCUCUGUGCAAGUUAGUGUCAACGCAACCCCUCUGUCCAUUGAAAGAGGGGACAAUAAAACCUCCCACAAGCCUCUGUACCUGAAGCAAGUGUGUCAGCCUGAACGUAACACUGUGCAGAUCACUGUAACAGCCUGCUGUUGUUCCCACCUGUUUGUGUUACAGCUGGUGCACCGGCCGUCUGUCAGGUCUGUCCUUCAGGGUUUGAUGAAGAAGAGACUGCUGCCUGCUGAACACUGCAUCACAAAGAUUAAGAGAAAUUUCAGUAGUGGUACGAUUCCCGGGACCCCGGGGCUCAAUGGUGAGGACGGCGUGGAACAGACAGCGAUCAAAGUUUCUCUGAAGUGCCCGAUCACGUUCAGACGGAUCCAGCUGCCAGCCAGAGGUCAUGACUGCCGACACAUACAGUGCUUUGACCUGGAGUCCUAUUUGCAACUUAACUGUGAAAGAGGGACCUGGAGAUGUCCUGUGUGCAAUAAAACAGCUUUGCUAGAGGGACUCGAGGUGGACCAGUAUAUGCUCGGUAUACUCGUAUAUAUCCAGAACUCUGACUACGAGGAGAUCACCAUAGACCCGGUGUGCGGUUGGAGGCCAGUGCCAGUCAAACCAGACCUACACAUAAAGGAGGAACCUGACGGUCCGGUCCUGAAACGCUGUCGCACUGUGAGCCCCAGUCACAUGGUUCUGCCCAAUGUAAUGGAAAUGAUAGCAUCUCUGGGCCCGGCGUCCUCUCCUUACCAGAGUCUAGCAGCAGGAGGCAGGAACACGCCGGACUACAACAGACCAGGGAGUCAGGGAUUCUCCAGCCAAUCAGGCUUUCAAGAUUUCCCCAACACUCCCAGCACACCGACACUAGGAGAGUACACCUCUGCCUCUGGACCACCACCUCCACUCCCCUACCAGUCUGAGCAGGCGCCUCAUUCUGGACGAAUCGAACAUCCCCAGAACAUCCUGCAGCAGCAGCAGCAGCAGCAGCAGCAGCACAGCUCGGGUGGCCAUGGCAACCAGGGCCUCAGUGACGCCGGUAGUCCACUGCCACAGCGGAACACUAACACUCAGAACUCCUUCGGUCUGGGAGGCCCAGGGGCACCUGGAGGAGAGGGAGCUGAUCAUGCACUAGAUCUUCUUCCUGAGCUGACCAACCCGGACGAGCUGCUGUCGUACCUCGGUCCGCCCGACCUGCCGAGCAACAGCAGCGACGACCUGCUGUCUCUGUUUGAGAACAACUGAUGAGACCUUCAUCGCCACAUCACGUCCAGACUGCGCCGUCUCUGUUGGGACACAGUUGUCGUGUCCUGCUGUACGUAGAUGUCCACACAGGUGUAGAGGUAUGGGAAGGACAACGACCAGCAUGUUCAACUAUAGCACAAAUCCCAGGCUGAAGGAUCUGCGUGUGUUACACUGAAAAAAGGGUGGCAUGUGUUCAUAAGCAGUGAUAACAUGGCGUCGGUCCCUCGUCUAGAACCUUUUCAUUUUUCCACGUAAACACAUCUGCAUCCUCAGAACUGCUGUGCCAAACAUAGGAACCACUGAAGCUGACGAUCAUCAGAGGAGCUGCCACGAGAAAGGUCUGAGAUCUUAAAAGACAAUUAUCAGAAAUAAACAACAAACAAAUCAGUUGCACUGAGUCUGCAGAGAUUAACCAAACGUCCUCUACAUUCACCUUCUUCCUCUUCAUCUGUUGGGGUCUGUUGGUGGUUGAGGAUUUAUUGACUGUAUAUUAUUUCAUGUUUGUUUCCACAGUCAAUGCUGAUGCCACGCUUUAUAAAUCAGCACAACCAAUUCUUUUUUUUUUACUUAUAUGUUUGGCAGAUUUGCAUUUAUUCUCCUCCAGCUGAUAAAAUAGUAAUAAAUAAUAUAGGAAAAGAACUGACAUAAAACAAAUGUAUUGACCAGCACUUUCCUCUCCAGUCUUGUGUACGCAUCAUUAUAUUUUAGAUAAAAAUGAUUUAUGAACUAAAUAUUGCAGACAUGAAACGAGUCAUUUUGAUAAAUGCUGGUAGUCUGUCCCACACGAGACGCUUUUCUAAUCUGACUGGACUUUAAAAACGUGGUCGACCACAGACACAUUAAACUUUGUAAUCCUGAGAAAGCACAGACGAGAGAAGCAGCACACACUGGGCGUCUAAUCAAACCAUUUCAGGGAGGAGGUUCCAGGAGAUUUCACAGAAACUCAUGUAGAUUAAUGGGAUUUCAGGAUAUAAACAGACAUGUUUGUGUGUGGAUAAAGUCACGGCCGAGAAGACGGAAUCAACGGCUUGUUCAAGUUACCGCUCUAAACAAAAGUAUGCAACAUCUGUUUCCCGGUCAACUCACUCUCAUUGGCUGUCAUUUAAUACUUACUAUAUUAAUACUGAUGACGUUAAAAACGUGUCUGUUAAUCCCUCACACUGCAGAUAAUCUGUUCAAAUCUGACUCAAAUCUGAAGACACCCACAAUUGUCAGAAGGACCAGAUCGAUACUGAAAUCUGGGCCCGUUAUUUUACACUUUCUGAGGGAAAAAAUAUGUGUAAAUUUCUAAUACACACACACACACACACACACACACAUAGAGUUUACGUGACAAAACACAACAGAAUGUGUUCUCUGAACUGCCCCUUUAACUGGAUCUGCACUUGCACUGAACGAGCUCCUCUCUGCCUCCUCCUCAGUUCCUGGCAUACAAAUAAACAAGUAAACAUGAGUGAAUUUAAAGAGGAUAUAUGCAAAACAGUGACCUCUAGUGUUUAAAACAGUUACUGCAAUCCAAAAAUAAAGGUCACGUCGCACGGAAACAUGUUUAAUUUUUAUAAACACUGAACCUAAGAGAGUAAGUAGUAGAAAGUAAGAGUAAGAAUGAUCGUAUAAUCUGAGGAAACGACGAGGUGAAAACUGAAAGCAUGUUAGCUAACAUUUUGUCCCCGCUAGUCGAGACGUUUGUUGUUUCUUAGAGAGGGUGCUGAGGUUUUCUUGUUUGCGUAACUAAGACGUGCGUCAUCGACCAAAACAAUAAACCAAACUAUUUAUUUCAAUUGUGAAUAAAGUGACUGCACAAUUGCUAUCAGUGAAACCGCUAAUUUAAUUUCACAUUUCCCUAAUCUCUGGUGAUGCAUCAUGGUUAUUUAAUGAGCUAAUAAAAUACAUGUUACAUAAAGCUCCUUUUAAAGGUCCGACUUUUAUGUACAAUAGACUCUUUUAUGUUGAAGUUGGGACAACACUGAGAUUUAUUUGAUCUCUGAAAUCCUUCAGCACUGUGAGCUAAACCUUCCUUCUUUCCCUCAACUUAUUUCUACGUCGCCCAGGAGGUGACGUACUGAAGAAAUAUGACGUGGCCGUGCAUUUAACCCUCCUGUGACCGUCCUGUCGUUGCAGACAGGAUUUGGCACGCGUGCUUCUCAUUACUGUAAGAGAGCGUUUGUGAUAUCUAGAACCUUCUGCCCCGUGUCUUUGGCACAGCACCGCACGACCCUCAUGUGGAGGAUGGAUGGAUGGUUGGAUACCCGGAGAGCAGAGAAAUAGAGCUUUGCACUCCUAUACUUGUCAUUACGGUAGCCCCGACCGUCCGAUCACAGACGAGAUUCACCAGCGCGUCACACGUUUAAUUAACGGUGAACGGUUGAAUAACUGCCGGAUAUGGAAAGUGAGAGUUAUCUUGGAAAAAGACGGCAGAACAUUUUUGACAAUUCUACAGCAAAUAAAAUCAAAAUAAAUCCAGGGCGGCCUGAUUAUCAUGAUGUCAUAAAAGGGUUAAUAACAUGUGUUAUUGUUAUUCAGGGUUCCUAUGGGUCCCUGAAAUCCUUGAACGUUUGUGAAUUUGACAAAAGAAACGUUUUCAUCUAAACGAGUCGCCCCAUGAUACGAAUGUGCAGGGACCGUCUCCAAAAUACAAACACUUACAUCUAUAGUGAUUUGAUAGACACUACAUUGUAUUAUGGCCCUGAUAUUACCUUUUAUUCUGCAUAAAAAUGUAUGUUUUCUCCAAGUGUUGAAGUAUAAUCUACAGUAGACAUUUUAGAGACAACACACUGUGUUAUGGUGAAUUUAUUGAACAUACAUUUGUUUUGUCGGUGUUGUAAUUUGUAGACGGUCCCUGCGUCAGCUGUUCAUAGGGGGCGGCUGGUUUAGAUGAAAACCAGGUUGUAGCUUAAAAACUUACAUAUUUAUUUUCAUAGGGACGGAUACGAAAACACAGACAGUGACACCAAUGAAUGCGUCUUCGUGUUUGUAGCAGAUGCUCAUUUUCAACACUUAGUAAACCGGACAUUUUCAAAUUUGAAGUUUGGGAACUUAAAUGUAUUUGGUAAAUAAUAUAUUGUAGCAUUUAGCUCUCGGCUAAAACAGUGAGAUUUCAUGCAAAUACUGUUGAAUGUCAACAAGGGCAGAGGUUUGCACGUGGACGCUCCCCAACGAUAUUUGGAGAUCACUACCAGAUUUAACGAGCGUCCGUGAAGGCAUCGCAGCUGAGCAGAAAUAUCAGAGCUGUCAGUCCAGACAAAUCUCUGUGGCCACGCCUUCUUUUUUUCAGUUUGUACGUCGUGGGUUUUUUUUAAACCACCCAGACCAUAAGUGAUCAAAUCAUCGUUUCAAUCAGCAAACUAAACGAAACCUGUUACUACUUAAAGCACGGCUAUUCAGGCCACGCCCCCUACUCUGUCACAUGACCUCUCACAUGAUUUCUAGAACCCUGAACUAUUGAAGCGACACAUUUGAGGUCAAGGACUAAAUAAAGUGAAGUACGUUUCGUUUAGAUGAUAUUAUGGGAUGGAUAUUGAUCUAUGGUGUUGCGCUGCCUGUUUACCACGCACUGUCCACACACACACACACACACACGUCAUUAUCCUGAGAAUCUCCUUAUCGACUGUUCAUCGAACAAUUCUUUUUCUUUCCCCUGUUAAUUCUCAUUAAUUCCCAUGGAAAGUUUCCAAUUUGGAAUAUUUCCAAAAUCCCCAAGCUAUAGUUCCCAUGGAAAGUUUCUGGAAGUUAACAGAGAAUUGUCCACCCAUUAAAAAAAUAACAUAACGAAAAAUAAUAACAUAAAUGCGUAGUCACCCCCCCCCCCCCCCACACACACACACACACACACACUUCCGGGCCUCGGUAGAUUUCCGCUGGUGUUCGGGUGUGAGACGUCGUCAGUGUGAGUGUCGGUGGUUGUAUGAAGCAUGAAUGCUCUGUGUCGUGGCAUUUUCUGCUCUUUGAAAGCUCGUUUUUAAAAUAGUUUCCACUGUAUAAGAAGUUGAUGUACUGUGUAUAAUCGGCUGUUUUCAUUCGAGAACGUGUGUGUGUGUGUUUAUCAAAUGAAUUGUUCCUCAUCACUGUUGGCUCUGUACACAUGCUGUAAAAUUCUAUUUAAAACCACCACAACAACACAAGGUCGUAUAUUCAUAUACUGUAUAUAUAUAUAUAUACACAUACAUGAUGCAUGUAUGACAUGAAGUAAUGCAGUUUAAAAAAAACACCACUUUUUUCUAUAAAUGUAACAUUAACUCAACAACAACAGCAGCAGCAGCAGCAGAGACGACGUUACCUGCUACACAAUAAUGUUAUUUUGGAAAUGACGGACUAUUUAACUGCAAAUUUCUAAAGGGAAAAAAAAAACAUUUUUUAAUUUGUAAAGUAUUACAUAUUUUUUGUAAUUAUUGCCAUCAUUUUCUAUUUAUUUUCUAAUCAUAAUUGAUGUUGUGCCUACAGUUCUGUUGUCAUUUCUCUCCUGAAAGUCAAAAUCACAAUAAAAAGAAUGACUUUAUUUGACAUGAGUUUGUUUUUAAGGCUCUGAUGUCAAGUAUUGUUGGUAUUUUAACCAGA